Messenger RNA from Fusarium oxysporum Fo47, 1236 nucleotides. RefSeq names its product replication fork protection component Swi3-domain-containing protein. Gene Ontology annotation, cellular component: replication fork protection complex; nucleus. The record is from RefSeq and is a predicted model, not a curated record. The transcript has 3 exons. Bases 53 to 928 code for a protein of 291 amino acids. Gene Ontology annotation, biological process: replication fork arrest; DNA damage response; replication fork processing. Gene Ontology annotation, molecular function: DNA binding. Lineage: Eukaryota; Fungi; Ascomycota; Sordariomycetes; Hypocreales; Nectriaceae.
AGCAUUGAGUCCACCAGAUCCUCAAGAUCUUUUUAUAUAACCACAAGACAAGAUGCCUACACUAGACUCAGAUCCCGCCAACGGGCUUGAUAACUACGAUGUUGACGACUUUUCUGACGAUCCAUUUGCAUCGCCACCACCCGAAGCGGCCAACAAGAAGCGAAAAGAGCCAGAUUCUGGUCUCGGUAUUGAUGAAGAGGUUGAUGUCAAGAAGAGGGCGCGAGUUCCCAAUGUGAAACUCGACGAAGAGAGAUUACUUGGACCAAAGGGUAUUCCCAAGCUAAGACAAAGGGCGAAAGAUCUCAAGAUUAAAGGCAAAGGCCAUGAAUUCUCUGACGCCUCUCGACUACUAUCCUUCUACCAACUAUGGCUAGACGACCUCUUCCCAAAAGCUAAAUUCCUCGACGCCCUUACAAUGGUCGAAAAGGCGGGCCACAAGAAACGAGUCAUGAUUGCACGAAACGAUUACAUCAACGAAAGCAAACCCAAAGAUAGAACUGCAGACGACGAAGAAGAGGACGACAUGUUUGGUGAAAACGAUGCAUCAAAACCUACAGAGCAGGAGGGUACAAGACCAAAAACACCAGAGCAAGACACAGGUGUGCCAGACGAUGACGAUCUUUACGGUGCCACACCACGAGCUGCACAACGAAAUUCAGGACCAAUUGUCCCCAUCCGCAACGACGUUCCAGAAGAUGAUGAUUUCGAGGCUCUUAUCGCCGAGGCAGCAAGUCACGAUGCAGCUCCGAGAGCGAGAAUAAACCCUACACCAGCAGAGCCAGAUGACGAUGACCUAGAUGCUCUCAUGGCGGAAGCUGAGAGCCAUGAUCAGACGAGCAAAGAGAAGGGGCAAGGGUCGAAAGAUAAGGAGACGAAUAAUUUUGAUGAUGAAGAGGCGGCUAUGCAAGAGAUGGAUGGGUUAUGGUAAUGCUGCAAAAGAUAUCAAGAUAGUUUGGCGUUGGGCGUUUAGUUAAGCGCGAGUUUUAUGUCGUCGGCGCAUGUCAUUGAACAAUCAAUUAAUCUUGUUGCCAAUCAAAUGUUAUUCAUCAAGAGUAUUGCUUGCUUCUAGGUUACCGAUCUCGAGAUAUAUGAUUGCUCAACUUCAGAUGAUAUUGGCAACUGCACGGAAAACAGAGUCUUACAGAUAUGUCAAGGUGGUCAAAGAAAUAGAAAGACUUCGAAUAAGAACAAUCCUCAGCGAAGUUUAAACAAGUUAAUCAAGUGCGCUAAUACUCU